This is a messenger RNA of Sesamum indicum (sesame), 2681 nucleotides long. RefSeq names its product subtilase 1.3 (gene SBT1.3). NCBI's taxonomy places the organism in Eukaryota, Viridiplantae, Streptophyta, Magnoliopsida, Lamiales, Pedaliaceae. Gene Ontology annotation, biological process: proteolysis. Gene Ontology annotation, molecular function: serine-type endopeptidase activity. The record is from RefSeq and is a predicted model, not a curated record.
CCAAUUCCAAUCAAAACCAGCAAGCAUUCAUGAAGCAACUACCAACUUUAUUACACAGGUCCCUUUUCUCUGAUAUUUUCAUGCCUAACACACAAUUUCAAGCACUUCUCACUGCCCAAAAUUUCACUUCACAACUGUAGCAUUUCAUCCCUCUUCUCUUUUGUUCCAUUUUCCUCAACUUUCUUGCCAGCGAAAAUGGCAGAAACACCACAGAGAUGGUGGCUGCUGCUGCUUGUCUCAACCUAUCUUGCUGCUACCAUUGUUGCAUCCACUCUCGAAAGCUCGCCCGCGACAAAAACAUACAUAGUUUACAUGGAUAAGUGGGCGAAGCCUCAAGAAUUCAGUGACCAUAGGCAGUGGUACUCGUCGAUGAUCAAGUCAGUAGCAUCGUCAAGAACUGAAAAACGAGACGAUGCAGAUGAGAAUGAUGAUAGGAUAAUUUACAAUUACCAGACAGCAUUUCAUGGCGUUGCUGCCCAGCUGAGUGAAGAAGAAGUGGAGAAGCUGCUGGAACAAGACGGGGUAAUGGCUGUUUUCCCGGAAACUGUAUACCAUCUGCAUACUACCAGAAGUCCAUUGUUCCUCGGCCUCGAACGUGAAGAUAGCACGAGUGCUUUUACUGAUAAACUUUCUGAUUACGACGUGGUUGUCGGUGUCCUUGAUACCGGUAUCUGGCCGGAGAGCCCGAGCUUUAACGACACGGGCAUGUCCAGAAUUCCGCCUCACUGGAAAGGCACGUGUGAGACAGGCCGAGGGUUUUCCAGGCACAAUUGCAACAGAAAGAUAGUGGGCGCCAGAGUCUUUUACAGAGGGUAUGAAGCGGCCUCGGGUAAGAUCAAUGAACAAGAAGAGUUCAAAUCGCCACGAGAUCAAGACGGGCAUGGGACUCAUACUGCAGCAACAGUCGCUGGUUCUCCUGUUCGUGGCGCAAAUCUUUUGGGCUACGCUUAUGGAACGGCACGGGGAAUGGCGCCGGGGGCAAGAAUUGCCGCUUACAAGGUCUGCUGGACCGGCGGGUGCUUUAGCUCAGACAUUCUCUCUGCAAUGGAUCAAGCUGUGGCUGAUGGAGUUAACGUUCUUUCAAUCUCUUUAGGUGGUGGAGUCUCCUCGUAUUACCGCGACAGCUUAUCGAUCGGUGCCUUUGGGGCCAUGGAGAGGGGAGUUCUCAUCUCCUGCUCGGCCGGAAAUGGCGGCCCUGAUCCCAUCAGUCUCACGAAUGUUUCCCCGUGGGUUACUACUGUCGGAGCCAGCACGAUGGACAGAGAUUUCCCGGCAACAAUUAAGCUUGGAACGGGUAAAUUUUUUACGGGGGCUUCACUUUACAAAGGCAAAAGGAACCUUGCGGUAAAUAAGCAGUACCCACUAGUCUACCAUGGAAGUAACUCAAGCAAUCUCACACCAAGCUCAAUGUGCUUAGAAGGAACUCUCGACAGGCAUUCUGUGGCAGGAAAGAUUGUGAUAUGUGACCGAGGAAUCAGCCCCCGAGUCCAGAAGGGGCAGGUGGUGAAAGAUGCUGGUGGAGUCGGCAUGAUUUUGUCUAACACGGCUGUUAACGGCGAGGAACUGGUUGCCGACUGCCAUCUUCUCCCGGCAGUCGCGGUGGGUGAAACAAUGGGAAAAAUGAUAAAGCAUUACGCCGCAUCAAACCACAACGCCACCGCAACUCUAGCGUUUCUCGGGACCAAGUUAAGAAUCAGGCCGUCUCCCGUGGUGGCGGCUUUUUCCUCCCGAGGACCGAAUAUCCUGUCGCUGGAGAUACUGAAACCUGAUAUGAUAGCGCCUGGGGUGAACAUUCUCGCCGCGUGGACCGGAGAAUUGGGGCCGUCGAGUCUUCCAUCAGAUCACCGACGAACUAAGUUCAAUAUCUUGUCAGGGACUUCCAUGUCGUGCCCACAUGUAAGCGGCGUUGCAGCACUGAUCAAGUCGAGGCAUCCUGAUUGGAGCCCAGCAGCAAUUAAGUCCGCAUUGAUGACAACGGCCUAUGUUCAUGAUAAUACACACAGUCCUCUCACAGAUGCAUCAACGGCUGCACCUUCCACACCAUAUGACCACGGAGCAGGGCACAUAAAUCCACUAAAAGCCCUCGAUCCCGGUUUGGUUUACGACAUUGGUGCACAAGAGUACUUCGAAUUUCUGUGUGCUCAAGGCCUGACAGCAUCCGAGCUACAAGUUUUCUCUAAAUUUUCCAACAGAACAUGCCGUCACGCUCUUGCCAACUCAAGGGAUCUGAAUUACCCGGCAAUCUCAGCCGUAUUUCCUGAGAAUACAAACACCACCGUUUUGACCCUUCAUCGAACAGUCACCAAUGUGGGUCCUCCUGUUUCGAGUUACCAUGUUGUGAUAUCUACAUUUAAAGGUGCAUCUGUGAAGGUUGAGCCUUCAAAACUCGACUUUACGGGCAACCGUAAGAAGAUGACAUACAAGAUUACCUUCACCACAAAGUCCCGGCAAAGCGCCCCGGAGUUUGGAUCUAUAAUAUGGAAAGAUGGGGUGCAUAGAGUAAGAAGCCCAGUUGUAAUAACAUGGCUACCACCAUUGUAAUCAUGUUGCCAAAUGUAUGGACAUGAACUUAGGUGGUGUGGCUCAAUAAGGAGAUUCUUGUCAAGAUCCCCCAUCCUUUACCCCUUCUUGAAUUCAAUCAAAUGUGUUUUUUUGUUCUUGCACUUGCAAUAACGUUGGCA